UCAGGUACACAAAGGUAUAGGAAGAAAUCUGCAGCUAUGUAUUUUUGUAGUGACUGCAAGCUUCUGUGAGAUCUCUGGAUGCUGAAUGUGUUCCUGGCUCUGGUCACAGAUUUCCUUCCAAUCACUGGAACAUUUGCAGUAAGGGCUGGCUAAAGGUGCCCGAGGAAAUCACCUUUUACAAGGGAGCAUUGUUGUAAAGGAUUUUUAAUGCAUUAUGGCUCACGCAGCAUCACAGUUAAAGAAAACCAGGGAUUUAGAAAUUAAUGCUGAUGAAGAAACUGAGAAAAAAAGAAAACACAGGAAAAGAUCCCGGGAUCGGAAGAAAAAGUCUGACACAAAUGCAAGUUACCUGAGAGCGGCUCGAGCUGGCAACUUGGAAAAGGCUCUUGACUACUUAAAAAGUGGAGUGGACAUCAACAUUUCAAAUCAGAAUGGGUUGAAUGCUCUCCACCUUGCUUCCAAAGAAGGGCAUGUAGAAGUUGUCUCUGAACUGAUACAGCGAGGUGCCAGUGUGGAUGCAGCGACAAAGAAAGGAAACACAGCAUUGCACAUAGCAUCCCUUGCUGGACAAGCAGAAGUAGUCAAAGUGUUGGUUACAAAUCGGGCCAAUGUCAAUGCACAGUCUCAGAAUGGUUUCACUCCACUGUAUAUGGCAGCACAAGAAAACCACCUGGAGGUUGUUAAGUUUCUUCUUGACAAUGGUGCCAGUCAAAGCCUUGCCACAGAGGAUGGUUUCACGCCUUUGGCAGUAGCUUUGCAGCAAGGUCACGACCAGGUGGUUUCACUGCUGCUUGAAAAUGAUACGAAGGGAAAAGUCCGUCUGCCUGCCCUUCACAUCGCUGCCCGCAAGGAUGAUACGAAGGCAGCGGCUCUGCUCCUGCAGAACGACCACAAUGCUGAUGUGGAGUCAAAGAGUGGGUUCACUCCCCUCCACAUAGCUGCUCACUAUGGAAAUAUCAACGUAGCUACAUUGCUGUUAAAUCGGGGUGCUGCUGUGGACUUCACUGCAAGGAAUGAUAUCACGCCAUUACAUGUUGCAUCGAAGAGGGGAAAUGCAAAUAUGGUCAAACUCCUGCUUGAUCGAGGAGCGAAAAUUGAUGCCAAAACAAGGGACGGGUUGACCCCCCUCCACUGUGGAGCAAGAAGUGGCCAUGAACAAGUUGUAGAAAUGCUGCUGGAUCGUGGUGCCCCUAUUCUUUCCAAAACCAAGAACGGUUUGUCUCCGUUGCACAUGGCAACACAAGGAGAUCAUCUAAACUGUGUUCAGCUUUUGAUUCAGCACAACGUGCCUGUAGACGACGUCACUAAUGACUAUCUGACUGCGCUGCAUGUUGCCGCCCACUGUGGCCACUACAAAGUUGCCAAGGUUCUCUUGGACAAGAAGGCUAAUCCUAAUGCCAAAGCACUGAACGGUUUCACACCUCUUCACAUUGCCUGCAAGAAGAACAGAAUAAAAGUAAUGGAACUUCUUCUGAAGCACGGUGCAUCAAUUCAAGCUGUGACUGAAUCGGGCCUAACUCCAAUCCACGUUGCUGCCUUCAUGGGACAUGUAAAUAUUGUAUCGCAGCUAAUGCAUCAUGGAGCAUCACCCAACACUACCAAUGUGAGAGGAGAAACGGCACUGCACAUGGCUGCCAGAGCUGGCCAAACAGAGGUCGUUCGAUUCCUGGUACAAAAUGGAGCUCAGGUGGAGGCUAAAGCUAAGGAUGACCAAACGCCGCUGCACAUUUCUGCUCGACUGGGAAAAGCAGAUAUAGUACAGCAGCUGCUACAGCAAGGAGCAUCUCCAAAUGCAGCUACGACGUCUGGCUAUACGCCCCUGCAUCUUUCUGCUCGAGAAGGACACGAAGAUGUAGCUUCUGUUCUUCUGGAUCAUGGUGCAUCUUUAUCUAUCAUUACCAAGAAAGGAUUUACUCCUCUACAUGUGGCUGCAAAAUAUGGGAAAAUUGAGGUAGCCAACCUCCUGCUUCAGAAGAAUGCAUCUCCUGAUGCUUCGGGAAAGAGCGGUUUAACACCACUGCAUGUAGCUGCACACUACGAUAACCAGAAAGUGGCACUCCUACUGUUGGACCAGGGAGCUUCACCUCACGCAUCUGCGAAGAACGGCUAUACGCCACUGCACAUAGCUGCCAAGAAAAACCAGAUGGACAUAGCAACUACACUGCUGGAAUAUGGUGCUGAUGCCAAUGCUGUAACCAGGCAGGGCAUUGCCCCUGUACAUCUCGCCUCUCAGGAUGGCCACGUGGACAUGGUGUCAUUGCUUCUUACUAGAAAUGCUAACGUAAAUCUCAGCAACAAGAGCGGACUGACGCCACUCCACCUGGCUGCUCAGGAGGACAGAGUCAAUGUAGCAGAGGUUCUUGUUAACCAAGGAGCUGCUGUUGAUGCACAGACGAAGAUGGGAUACACUCCUUUGCAUGUUGGCUGCCACUACGGAAACAUAAAAAUUGUUAACUUCCUUCUGCAACACUCUGCAAAAGUUAAUGCCAAAACGAAGAACGGGUACACGCCGCUGCACCAGGCUGCGCAGCAGGGGCACACCCACAUCAUCAACGUCCUGCUCCAGCACGGUGCGGCGCCCAACGAGCUCACUGUGAAUGGAAACACUGCCCUCGCCAUUGCUAAGCGACUUGGCUACAUUUCAGUCGUUGACACAUUGAAGGUGGUGACAGAAGAGACCAUGACUACAAUUACUGUUACAGAAAAGCACAAAAUGAAUGUACCCGAAACCAUGAAUGAAGUUCUUGAUAUGUCUGAUGAUGAAGUUCGUAAAGCCAAUGCCCCUGAAAUACUCAGUGAUGCUGAAUAUUUAUCAGAUGUUGAAGAAGGUGAGGAUGCAAUGACGGGUGAUACGGACAAAUACCUCGGGCCCCAGGACCUGAAAGAGUUGGGGGAUGAUUCUUUGCCUGCUGAAGGAUACAUGGGCUUUAGCCUGGGAGCCCGCUCGGCCAGCCUCCGCUCCUUCAGUUCGGAUAGGUCCUACACGCUGAACAGAAGUUCUUAUGCCCGGGACAGCAUGAUGAUUGAAGAACUACUGGUACCAGCAAAGGAUCAGCACCUGACGUUUCAAAGGGAGUUUGACUCUGAUUCUCUCAGACACUAUAGCUGGGCUGCAGACACCUUGGACAAUGUUAACCUUGUUUCAAGUCCCAUCCAUUCUGGUUUCCUGGUUAGUUUUAUGGUUGAUGCACGUGGGGGUUCGAUGAGGGGUAGUCGCCAUCAUGGAAUGAGAAUAAUUAUCCCACCGCGCAAGUGUACAGCACCAACCCGCAUCACCUGCCGCUUGGUAAAGAGGCAUAAACUGGCCAGCCCACCACCAAUGGUUGAAGGAGAAGGAUUAACAAGUAGACUUGUAGAAAUGGGGCCAGCGGGGGCACAAUUUUUAGGCCCCGUCAUAGUGGAAAUCCCCCAUUUUGGAUCAAUGCGAGGAAAGGAAAGAGAACUAAUUGUGCUUCGGAGUGAAAAUGGUGAAACAUGGAAGGAGCACCAGUAUGACAGCAAACAUGAAGACUUAACCGAAAUACUCAAUGGCAUGGAUGAAGAGCUGGACAGCGUUGAGGAGCUAGAGAAGAAGCGUAUCUGCAGGAUCGUCACAAAGGAUUUCCCUCAGUACUUUGCGGUGGUUUCGCGAAUCAAGCAGGAGAGUAAUCAAAUCGGCCCGGAGGGCGGGGUGCUGAGCAGCACGACGGUGCCACGCGUCCAGGCGUCCUUCCCCGAGGGUGCUCUAACCAAAAGAAUCCGCGUGGGGCUCCAGGCUCAACCAGUUCCAGAGGAGAUUGUCAAAAAAAUCCUUGGAAACAAAGCAACUUUCAGUCCCAUUGUCACUGUGGAGCCAAGAAGAAGAAAAUUUCAUAAGCCAAUAACCAUGACAAUUCCUGUGCCGCCUCCGUCGGGAGAAGGUGUAACCAACGGGUACAAAGGAGACACGACACCCAGCCUUCGACUUUUAUGUAGCAUUACAGGAGGCACUUCACCUGCGCAGUGGGAGGAUAUCACGGGCACGACUCCGCUGACGUUUUCCAAUGACUGUGUCUCAUUCACAACCAAUGUUUCAGCCAGAUUUUGGCUUGCAGACUGCCAUCAAGUACUAGAGACCGUUGGGCUGGCAACACAGCUUUAUAGAGAAUUAAUAUGUGUUCCUUAUAUGGCAAAGUUUGUGAUAUUUGCCAAAAUGAAUGACCCUGUGGAAUCUAAUUUGCGUUGCUUCUGCAUGACUGAUGACAAAGUGGACAAAACUUUGGAGCAACAAGAGAACUUUGAAGAAGUUGCAAGAAGCAAAGACAUUGAGGUUCUGGAAGGAAAACCUAUUUACGUUGAUUGCUAUGGAAAUCUGGCCCCUUUGACUAAAGGAGGACAGCAGCUUGUUUUUAAUUUUUAUGCUUUCAAAGAAAAUAGACUGCCAUUCUCUAUCAAGGUUAGAGACACCAGCCAGGAACCCUGUGGUCGAUUAUCGUUUUUGAAAGAACCAAAGACUACAAAAGGACUGCCACAAACAGCUGUUUGCAACUUGAAUAUCACUCUGCCAGCACACAAAAAGACGGAGAAGGCUGACCGGCGCCAGAACUUUGUCUCCCUUGCUUUACGUAAGCGCUACAGCUAUCUGACUGAGCCUGGAAUGAAAACAGUUGAACGGAGUGCAGGAGCAACAAGAUCCCUACCUGCUACUUACUCAUACAAGCCAUUCUUUUCAACACGGCCAUAUCAGUCAUGGACAACAGCUCCAAUUACAGUGCCUGGGCAAACCAAAUCAGGCUUUACUUCCUUAUCAAGCUCUUCCUCUAACACUCCUACAGCUUCCCCAUUAAAAUCAAUAUGGUCUGUUUCUUCUGCUUCUCCAAUCAAAUCCACAUUAGGAGCUUCUACCACAUCUUCAGUUAAAUCUGUUAGUGAUGUAGCAUCUCCAAUUAGAUCAUUUCGGACAAUCUCUUCACCAAUAAAAACUGUGGUGUCGCAGCCUCCGUACAAUAUACAGGUUACUUCAGGCUCUUUCGUCAGAGCUCCUGCAGUCACAGAAGCUGCUAGCCUAAAAGGGCUGGCAUCCACUACCACAUUCCCCUCUCGGACAUCUCCAGUGACUACAGCAGGAUCUCUCUUGGAGAGAUCAUCCAUAACCAUGACACCUCCAGCAUCCCCCAAAUCCAACAUUAACAUGUACUCUUCAAGUUUGCCACUUAAAUCAGUCAUCACAUCAGCAUCUUCACUUUUAUCGUCCCCUCUCAAGUCAGUGGUGUCACCUGCUAAGUCAGCAGUUGAUGCUGUUUCAUCCUCUAAAGUCAUGAUGGCCUCGUCUCUCUCGUCGCCAGCAAAACAUGUAGCUGGGCACACAGAUGUACCGUUGCUUAAUGGAUCUGUGUCACCUCUGAAAUACCCAUCUUCUGCCAACUUAAUAAAUGGAUCCAAAGCUGCAGCUGUGUUUCAAGACAAGAUCGCUGCAGCUGCACAUUCUGCAAGUUGUGCUGCUAACGCAGUUGCUGACACAGCUGAGAGAGUGUUUUCAACAGCUACAACAAUGUCAUUUUCUCCACUCAGGUCAUUUGUGUCCUCAGCACCAUCAGCUUUCCAGUCAAUGAGAACUCCUCCUGCAGGUGCUUUGUACACAGCCUUUGGGUCAAUAUCUGCAACUACCUCAUCAGUAACUUCAUCAACAAUAACAGUGCCGGUAUAUUCUGUAGUCAAUGUUUUGUCUGAACCAGCAUUAAAGAAGCUCCCAGAAUCGUCUUCACUUACAAAAUCAGCUGCUGCGUUACUGUCACCUAUUAAAACAUUGACUACAGAGGCACACACACAGCCUCCCUUUAAUCGAACUUCAUCUCCGAUAAAAUCAUCCUUGUUUUUAGCACCCUCUGCUCUCAAAUUAUCCACACCAUCUUCUUUAUCCUCCAGUCAGGAGAUACUGAAAGAUGUUGCUGAAAUGAAAGAGGAUCUAAUAAGAAUGACUGCAAUAUUGCAGACAGAUGUCGCAGAGGACAAACCGUUCCAACCUGAGAUACCAAAAGAGGGUAGAAUUGAUGAUGAAGAGCCCUUUAAAAUUGUCGAGAAAGUAAAAGAGGACUUAGUAAAAGUUAGUGAGAUUCUCAAAAAAGAUGUGUGUUUAGAAAGUAAAGGGUCGGCUAAAGUAUCCAAAAGUGAUCAAGGACACCUGUCUGAGGAUGACUGGGUAGAGUUCAGUACAGAGGAGAUUGAUGAAGCGAGACAGCAAGCUUUGACAAGUCCUCCUAUAUCUGUUCCAGAGAAGGUCCAAAUUAAAACUAAAACCAUGUCGGAAAAGGAUUAUAGCUUGUCAAAAGUUAUUGAUUACUUAGCAAAUGAUAUCGGUAGCAGUUCAUUAACAAACAUAAAGUACAAGUUUGAAGAGGGGAAAAAAGAAGGUGAAGAGAGACAAAAACGCAUUUUAAAACCAGCCAUUGCUUUGCAGGAACAUAAACUUAAAAUGCCUCCAGCCUCCAUGAGGCCUUCAACAUCAGAAAAGGAGUUAUGUAAAAUUGCAGAUUCCUUUUUUGGAACAGAUACUAUUUUAGAGUCUCCAGAUGACUUUUCUCAACAUGAUCAAGAUAAAAGUCCCUUAUCUGACAGUGGCUUUGAAACAAGGAGUGAAAAGACACCUUCUGCCCCACAAAGUGCUGAAAGCACAGGGCCAAAACCACUUUUCCACGAUGUACCCAUUCCUCCGGUCAUUACAGAAACAAGAACUGAAGUAGUUCAUGUUAUCCGCAGCUAUGAGCCAUCAUCCGAAGAAGUUCCAGAGCAGAAAGCAGAGGAGCUACCGGCUUCGAAACCUACCCCUACGUUUAUGGAGGUGGAGCAAAAACCUUCUGGAUCUAUUAAAGAGAAGGUUAAAGCUUUUCAAAUGAAAGCCAGCAGUAGUGAAGAUGACGACCAUAAGUGUGUCCUUAGUAAAGGUGUCCGAGUAAAAGAAGAAACUCAUAUCACUACGACAACCAGGAUGGUUUAUCAUAAACCUCCAUGCACUGAAAGCACGUCUGAAAGAAUUGAGGAAACAAUGUCUGUUCAUGACAUAAUGAAAGCCUUUCAGUCUGGACGUGACCCUUCCAAAGAACUGGCAGGUCUGUUUGAACAUAAAUCAUCAGUAACAUCCGAUGUUAGCAAGUCUGCUGAAACUUCACCACAACAUGCAGAGAAGGACAGCAAAAUGAAACCCAAACUGGAGCGAAUAAUAGAGGUCCAUAUUGAAAAAGGUAAUCAGGCUGAACCUACUGAAGUCAUUAUUAGAGAAACAAAAAAGCAUCCAGAAAAAGAAAUGUAUGUGUAUCAGAAAGACUUACCUCGGGGAGAUAUUAACUUAAAAGAGUUGGAAAGACAUGAUGCUUUUCCUUGUUCAGACGAACAAGGUCAGCAAGAAGAAGAGGAGCUCACGGCCGAAGAGUCACUUCCUUCUUAUCUGGAAUCCUCUAGAGUUAACACUCCUGUGUCCCAGGAAGAAGACAGUCGCCCUAGUUCUGCUCAACUCAUGUCUGAUGACUCUUACAAAACACUGAAGCUUUUGAGUCAGCACUCAAUAGAAUACCAUGAUGAUGAGUUGUCAGAACUAAGAGGGGAGUCUUACAGGUUUGCUGAGAAAAUGCUUCUUUCAGAAAAGCUAGAUGUGUCUCAUUCUGAUACUGAGGAGUCAGUUACUGACCAUGCUCUACCCCCUAGUGCAGAGUUACAGGGGUCUGAUAAACGAUGCAGAGAAAAAGUAGCUACUGCCCCCAGAAAAGAGAUUCUCUCCAAAAUCUAUAAAGAUGUAUCUGAAAAUGGUGUAGGUAAAAUGUCUAAAGAUGAUCAUUAUGAUAAAGUGACAGUGUUACACUACACUGGAGAUGUUAGUAGUCCAAAACAUGCGAUGUGGAUGCGCUUUACUGAGGACAGAUUAGACAGAGGUAGAGAAAAGUUGAUAUACGAAGACAGGGUGGACAGGACUGUUAAAGAGGCAGAAGAAAAACUGACUGAAGUAUCACAGUUUUUUCGGGAUAAAACAGAGAAGUUGAACGAUGAGCUACAGUCUCCGGAGAAAAAGCAGCAUAAAAAAAAUGGCAAAGAAAUACAUUCUAGCCAGAGCUCUGCCAGCAGCAGCCCUGAGAAAGUUCUGCUCUCUGAAUUGCCAUCGUCCCAUGAUGAAUGGAGUAAGGUGAAGCAGUAUGCACAUGAUGGGAAAUACUUUCCCAAGGUGGAUGAAAGAAAAGCGUCCAGUUUGCCCAGCAGUCCUGAAAAAAGGAUAUUUGUGCAACCUGCAGAGGACUCUAAACAAACUAUGGAACACAAAGGAAGUGCUCAGCAGACUGGAGUACCUGAGGUUUCACAGACUGGAUUUCAGCUGAAGCAAUCAAAGCUCAGUUCCAUUAGGCUUAAAUUCGAACAAAGUAUAAGUCCAAGGAGUAAGGACAUAACUCAAGAAGAAAAAAAGCUGGAUGGCCAGUCCAAAAUUCCAGUAAAGAAAUUGCAAGAAAGUAAGUUACCAGUGUAUCAGUUUCAUUCCAGAGAGAAACAUGCAAAGCAAGUAGAGGUCAUUGAUGGGAGCGCAGCUUUACAGAAAGAGGUGAAAAUACAGGAAGAUUUUGUUCCAGGUAAAGGGAAAGCCGUUGAAGACUUUCGUGCUUCAGACACACAAAAACAAAGAACUGAGAUGAGUAAAGUCGUGCCAGAAUACUUUUCAGAACCACAGGUAAAAGACCUGGCGUAUGGCUCAGACUCGACAACGAAGGGACACUGGGACAAAAAAAUCUAUAGGACGUGGGAAAGUCCUGGAACUUCUAAUCAUAAAACACAAAAAGAAAAACUUUCACAUGUGCUGGUUCCAGAUACAGUAAAAGAAAACCACGUUGAUCAUGCUGAAGCUAAAACUGACAAAAAAAGUGAAUUUAUCACUGUGACAGAGCACAAACUGGCAGCGAACGGAAUUCAUUCAGAAGAAGUGAAGGAACUGACUGUGAAAUCUCCCUCAAAAAGGGUUUUAUACAGAGAAUUUGUUGUCAGGGAGGGGGAACGUAAUGGUGAAGUGGCUGAUAAAAUAUCCAAAAGGAAAGAAGAAAUUGGUGUGUCCCACAUUCCGGUCAGAAUUGUUGAGGAGAAGAGAACCACGCUUGAUGGAGUCUAUGAACUUUCAGCUAAAGUAUCCCAGUCAGCUGUGAUUAAGGAGAAAGUUGAGAGGCAGAUUGAUUAUAUGGAAGAUGAAAAAACAAAGCAUUCAGAGAUCAGAAAAGUUACCAAGCAGCAGAGCUCAAUAGGUCUAAGUCCUCCUGUUGAGGAAAUGGAGAUAUCCCCUAGCAAAUCGCCAGAUUCUUUAGAAUGUAGCCCAGGACAGGAGUUUCCUUCAAGUGAGUUAGUUGAGCCCGGUGCCAGUGAUUACUUGGAUAAAGUUGCACCACUAGUAAGCACUGAGGGAGUAAAAGAAAUUAAGACCUUACCUGUUUAUGUCAGUUUUGUUCAAGUAGGAAAGCAAUAUGAGAAAGAGGUACAACAAGGAAACAUUAAAAAAAUUGUCAGUCAGGAGAGUAAGACAGUACAGGAGACAAGGGGGACAUUUUACACAGCUAGACAGCAGAAACAACCUCCUUCUCCACAAGGUAGUCCAGAAGAUGACACACUAGAACAAGUGUCCUUUAUAGAUAGCUCUGGUAAAAGCCCUUUAACACCAGAAACACCGAGUUCAGAGGAAGUGAGUUACGAGUUUACGUCUAAAACACCCGACUCACUAAUAGCUUAUAUCCCAGGCAAGCCCAGUCCUAUACCUGAGGUAUCUGAGGAAUCAGAGGAGGAAGCAGAGGCUAAGUCAACAUCUGUAAAACAGGCAGAGGUUGAGGAACCACAGAUUGACAAAGCAUUACCUAAUCAUAUAAAUAAGGACUCUAACAAAAGACCCAAAGGUAACAGAGUUGCCUACAUUGAAUUCCCUCCUCCUCCACCACUGGAUGCAGAUCAAGGCGAGUCAGAAAAGAAGCCUCAUUAUUCCACUGAGAGUGAAAUGGAGAUGACGGAAGUGAACUUGCAAGAUGAACUUGACAAAUGCCAACUGGCUGAACCUGUCAUUAGAGUACAGCCGCCAUCUCCUGUGCCACCGGGAGCGGAUGUCAGUGACUCCAGUGAUGAUGAAUCUCUCUAUCAACCUGUUCCACUUAAAAAGUAUACAUUCAAACUGAAAGAACUGGAAGAUGACCAGAAAGAAAUCUCAAAACCCAGAGCCCCUGAAAAGAUUGAGAAACAGAAAGAGUUAGGACAUCCCACUUCUGGGAAACCUAAUGAGUUUGACAUUGGGCUUGAUUCACCUCAGAAUGAUGUAGUGCAAAAUGGGAAUAACAAUGACCAGUCUGUCACAGAGUGUUCCAUAGCAACCACUGCAGAAUUCUCCCAUGAUACCGAUGCGACAGAGAUUGACUCUCUUGAUGGUUAUGAUUUGCAAGAUGAAGAUGAUGGUUUAACUGAGAGUGAUUCUAAACUUGCAGGUCCGGCAGUUGAAACCAAAAAGGAUGUAUGGACUACAGAAGGCAUUCUAAAGCAGACUGAUCGCUGCUUUAGCCAGAGUAAGCUUGAAGUCAUUGAGGAGGAAGGCAAGGUAGGCCCUGAAGAAGACAAGACACCUUUGAAGGGUCCAGCUUCUGAAAAAGCCGGAGAUAAGAGUGAACAGAAGUCAGGGGCACAGUUUUUCACUUUGGAAGGCAGACACCCUGACAGGACUGUAUUUCCAGAUACGUAUUUCAGCUACAAAGUAGAUGAAGAAUUUGCAACACCUUUCAAAACGGUGGCCACCAAGAGUCUGGAUUUUGAUCCGUGGUCCAAUAACCGAGGUGACGAUGAAGUGUUUGAGACUAAAUCAAGGGAUGAUGAGGCUAAGCCAUUUGGUCUGGCAGUGGAAGACAGAUCUCAAGCAACUACACCUGAUACAACUCCAGCCAGAACUCCAACAGAUGAAAGUACGCCAACUAGCGAGCCCAACCCCUUCCCAUUUCAUGAAGGGAAGAUGUUUGAGAUGACUCGCAGUGGUGCAAUUGACAUGAGCAAGAGGGAUUUUGUUGAAGAAAGACUCCAAUUUUUUCAGAUUGGUCCACAGAGUCCAUGUGAACGGACAGAUAUAAGGAUGGCAAUUGUAGCCGAUCACCUAGGACUUAGCUGGACAGAACUGGCAAGAGAACUGAAUUUUUCUGUGGAUGAAAUAAAUCAAAUCCGAGUAGAAAACCCAAAUUCGCUUAUUGCUCAAAGCUUCAUGUUAUUAAAAAAAUGGGUUACCAGAGAUGGGAAAAACGCUACAACUGAUGCCUUAACCUCUGUAUUGACAAAAAUUAACCGAAUAGAUAUCGUGACCCUGUUGGAAGGACCAAUAUUUGAUUAUGGAAAUAUUUCAGGCACCAGAAGUUUUGCAGAUGAAAAUAACGUUUUUCAUGAUCCCAUUGAUGGUUACCCCACCAUUCAAGUGGAACUGGAAACUCCCACUGGGUUGCGCUUCGUGCCACCCACCCCUUUCCAUCAGGAUGAUUUCUUUAGCGACACCUCUAGCCUAGAGUCACCCCUUAGAACUCCCAGUAGACUGAGUGACGUGUUAGUGACCUCCCAGGGACAAGUAGAUGGUACAGCAGCAGCACCGCCAGUGGUGACUGAAGAAGACACUUCACUGGACGACAGCAAACUUGAUUUCUCAGUGCCUAGAGAAGGAACACCUAAAGAUAUUUCCGUAGGCGAGAGCCACUUGGAGGAAGUGGACCUUAAGGAUUUUCCACGGUAUCUUGGUAGUUAUGGCGGGAUAUCAAAAGAUGCUAAACAAAGGCAGAGUGAAGAGACUAGUAAAACAGGCAUAAGGACUGAACAGCCUGAGAGAGAAAAGUCUGGUACUGAUGAGGAGAUGACGGAAGAAAAGCAUAAAUUUCUGUUUGAGGACAUUCAUCUGGAAGAAGGAGCUGGGUCUGAGGAGAUGACGGAAGAAAGAAUAUGGUCAAUUCUUAAAGGUGUUCAACAAGCAGAACACGAAUUGUCUUCAAUUACAGGUUGGCAGCCUGACUCGUCAAGUGUCACCGAGCCACCGACAUCGGGACGCAGAAUAGGUGGUAGCCUGCUAGAUCGCUUGGAUGAUAGCUCGGACCAAUCUAGGGAUUCUGUUACCUCAUAUGUCAAAGGAGAAGCAGGGAAGCCAGAAACAAACGGAAGCCUAUCCGAAUCCACAGCAGAGGCGAAAACUAAAUCCUACAUCCAGGAAUCUUUAAAUGAUGUGGGAAAACAGAGUGACAAAGAAGCCCUGAAAACAAAGCCCCAGAUUUCAGCUGGUACUGAUGAGCAAAUGUUAUCAUCAACAGCAUAUCAGAAAUCUUUGGAAGAGACUAGCAAGCCAACAACAGAAGGCAACAAAACAUCUGUGCCUGUCAGUGUGAAGAAGAUGAGCUGGAGUACUUCUGAGGAUGGCAAGCCAAGAACAAGCAUCCAAGAGGAGGAGGGAGCAGUAAUGUCUGAACAGAAGGGUGAGGAAGCAAAAAACAUUCCCGGUGAAUCUGUAACAGAGGAACAGUUUACCGAUGAAGAAGGCAACGUCAUCACGAGAAAAAUCACCCGGAAGGUAGUAAGACGCAUUGUUAUCCCCCAUGAGAGGAAAGUUGGUGAAAUGCAGGGAGAAGCUUAUAAGGUUAAGACAAAGAAAGAAGUCAGACUUGUGGAGAAGAAAAGUUACUCAUGAAAGCCGACCACUGAACGGACUGUGUGCUUUUACUGCCAGUAUUCUAGAGGGACACUCAUGGAAGAAAAAUCAACAGGAAUUAAACAUUCACCUAUAAAAGUGUGUGUGUGUUUGCUGCUUCCACACAUUAACUGCAUGGUUUUUAUGCAAAAGCAAAAACAAAAAAAAAAAAACCAAACAAAAAAAUUAAUUUAGCAUGAGCCAAUUUACAGAGCAUGGAAAUUCACAUUCACAGGAUUGGAGGGUGCGCAGUAACCAAUGCCGUGUAUAUACAAGAUGCCAUGCUGUUAACAGCUUCUUUCAAGCAGUUUGAUGUCAUCUCAAAAGAAAUAAAUUCCUGUGGCCAGAGGGAAUGUACGGAGACGAAAUGGUUAAACCAUGGAAAGACACUAAAAUUACUAAAAUCCACAACAGCUCGCCUUAUUUUUCUUGGACCCAAACUGUCAGGGUAUAAAACACUAUUUGUUUCUUUUUUAAACAUCAAUAGUUUUGCUGUAAAUAAAUAACACUGUAUAAAUUCUAACAAAAUAGAAUAAAUGUUGAUAAGGCACUGCCUUUUCGAUCACAAACAGAAUAUUGCAAAUGCAUUGAGCAGGCUAGGUGUCUCAAAUGGCUGCACCUACAGGGAUAUUCUGGGUGUAUCUUCACAGAUUCUUGUAUAUUAGCAAUUAUAAUGUUUGUAUAUGCAAAAACGCUAGCUUGAUUUUAAAAAAAUCUUUAAAAUCUGCUGCAAAUUUAAAUGAUUCCCAAAAUGAGGAAUUCUGUAGUUCUGUGAAAAUUUUUCUUCAGAGUACUAAUAUUUUGAUGCAUGUGUUUCACCUUAUUUUGAUUAAAUCUUUUCCAGUUUUGCAAACACUAUACCGCAACAUGAAAAAUAAGAUUUUAUCUGUAAACACAAAGCCCUUCAUCUAAUAUUUGUUGCUGUUGCCAAUUUUUCAAUGAAAUGACCUGAAACCCAUAACAUAUACAGUAGUUGCAUUAUGGGGAGGGGGGUGCUAUCUGUUCUCGCUUUAUAAUGGGGGUAAUGCUUGCAGCUUUAGAAGUGGGUUGGUGCUCUAAGGAGCACAAGUUUGGGAUAUUUUUAAAUGAACUGAAGAGGAAAUUAUUAGCUAAUAGACUGGCAGCACGCUGUAAAAUUAUUACUGUAUUGUGUACUGGCUAUAAGAUGUAGAAUCUUUCAGUAAGCCAAUCAUCUGUAAUCAUCCUAGCAGUGUAAUAUUAGGUUGUUAAGGCUGCUGUGUUUUAAAGGGCAUUUUUAUUUGGGUUUUGGUGAAAUACUUUAAUUUGUUGAUUAUAUUCAUAUGGAAACAGCAUUCAUUGAUAAUAGCUCUAAUUACAUAUGUAUGAAAACAACAAACACUGGAUGAUCUAGUUGAUUAUUUAAGCAUAAAAUAAAUUGUGUUAAAACUCUUGGA
Phalacrocorax carbo (great cormorant) is the source of this 14067-nucleotide messenger RNA. The record is from RefSeq and is a predicted model, not a curated record. NCBI's taxonomy places the organism in Eukaryota, Metazoa, Chordata, Aves, Suliformes, Phalacrocoracidae.